Medioppia subpectinata is the source of this 331-nucleotide messenger RNA. NCBI's taxonomy places the organism in Eukaryota, Metazoa, Arthropoda, Arachnida, Sarcoptiformes, Oppiidae. The record is from the annotation of a GenBank genome assembly.
AGAUUAGUUUUAAAUUUUUCACUACACAAUGUGUAAAGAAGUAAUUUUGUGUAUGGUCAUUUUAAUGACUUGUUGUGCAAAUCAAUUGGUGAUGGGGGCUGAGAAUGAAGUUGCAAAACUAUUUUGUAAUGCUGAGAAAGUAGAUACCGAUAAAGUGACUAAAAUUGUUGAAUGUCUUAACAAUAUGAAAAAUAAACGGUCGGCUGACAUGAAAGCUCUCGGAGAAAAGGUGGAGAAGACCUUUCAAAAAGAGUGUAUAGGAAAGGCGGGUGAUAUGAAUCACAAGGAAUGGGAGAAAUUAGAAAAAUGCGCUUUGGAUGUACUCAAAAAA